Eruca vesicaria subsp. sativa (arugula) is the source of this 2725-nucleotide messenger RNA. The record is from the annotation of a GenBank genome assembly. NCBI's taxonomy places the organism in Eukaryota, Viridiplantae, Streptophyta, Magnoliopsida, Brassicales, Brassicaceae.
GUUUAACCCAUUUUCCUUUCUCUGCUUCUCCAUUGGAUCGCGUUUGUAAUGUAUUCGCUGAUACUCCUCCAUGGAAGAAAGUCUCUUGAGUUGCAGAAAUGGCGUCACUUGCGAUUUGCAGUGAACCUUCUUCAAAAGAAGUCUGCUUUUUCACUGAAUCCUUCCCCAAAUGUAUUGUCUUGUCUCUCCAACUCCCUAUCCUCCGCUACUGCUGUUGAUGUCAGGAUUCAAGAUGGUCCAAAAGGUAACAACUUUACUGUCUCUUACCUUGUUGAUUCGUUGGGUUUCACUACCAAACUCGCUGAAUCAACCUGGAAGAAAGUCACCUCAGAGCCCAAAGGUAAUCCAGACUCUGUUCUGCAUCUGUUGAGAUCUCAUGGGUUCACAGAUUCUCAGAUCUCAACCAUCAUUACGACUUAUCCAAAACUGCUCAUAUUAGAUGCUGAGAAGUCACUUGCUCCCAAUCUCAAGUUUCUCCAAUCCAGAGGAGCUUCAACCUCUGAGCUCACCGAGAUUGUUUCCAAUGUUCCUCGAAUCUUGGGAAUGAGAUGGCACAAAGCUGUCGGCAGAUACUAUGAUUUCGUCAAAGACAUCGUAGAAGCAGACAAGAGCUCCAACUACGAAAUGUCAUGUCUUUCUAUGCCAGAGGGUUCUUGCCAAGAGAAUAUCAUCAAGAAUGUGUUGGUUCUGAGACAGCUAGGCGUGCCUCAGAAGCUGUUAUUCUCCUUGCUCACAUCCAACUUCCAUGUAGUCUCUGGAAAAGAAAGAUUUGAAGAAUCCGUCAACAAAGUUGUUGGGAUGGGUUUCGAUCCCACCACCUCGAAGUUUGUGAAGGCAUUGUGCGUUAUUUACCAAAUGAGCGACAAAACAACUGAAGAAAAGGUUAAUCUCUAUAGAAAGUUAGGUUUUACUAAGGGAGAUGUAUGGGAAAUUUUCAAGAAGAAUCCAUUGGUUAUGGCACUUUCGGAGAAGAACAUAUUGAACUCCUUUCAAACAUUUAUAGGCCUAGGGUUCACCAGAGAUGAGUUUGUGAGGAUGGUCAAGUACUGUCCUCAGUGCAUUGGGUUAUCUGAAGAGUCUGUGAAGAAGAAGACUGAGUUUCUUGUGAAGGAGAUGAACUGGUCACUAAAGGCUGUGGUUUCAAACCCUUCAGUGUUUGGAUACAACUUGGAGAAGAGGACUGUGCCUAGGUGUAAUGUGAUCAAAGCUCUCAUGUCUAGAGGACUGCUUGGAAGUGAAUUACCUCCGUUGUCGCUUGUGUUAGCGGUUACUGAUGAAGCUUUCUUGAACAAGUAUGUGAGGAAGCAUGAUGAUGACAAGGAGCUUGUGGCUGAGUUGAUGGCUAUCUUCACCGGAGAGAUUGUGCCUCAUAGAUCUUCUUAAGGCUUGUCAAAUACUUUGCUUUGUUAUAGUGAAAUGGAGAGGGACAGUUUCUUUUGUGGGGAUUUUGGUCUUUGGAACUUCUGGAUUGAUCAUUGAAAGCUUUAAUUAGUAAUUUGAUUCCCUGAGAGGCUCUUCUCAAAUUGAUGAUCUUGGUGUCUACUUUUCUGUUGCGUUUCAUACAUAUUCUUGUAAGCUUAUGGAACAUUGUCUUGAUCUUGAAUAUCCCGGAUCCAUUUAAAAUACAUUGUCUUGAUUGAACAUCAUCCAAGGGAUGUUGGUAUACUCUGAUAACUUGAAAGGCUGCUGAGCUUUUGCAAUGAGAAGUUUUAGUUUUGAGAUAUAUUAACAUGAUUUUCACUAAGUAUCCACACUGGAGCUUAUUUCUCUAGGGUUUGAUGAUACACUAUCUUGCUUCUUUUUUGGCGUUUGCGUUCUUGUAUAUGCUUUUGUUUAUGUGACUUAGGAUAUGGAGAAUUUGCUUUGACAGGAAAGAAACAUGCACAUAGACUCACAUUAUUUUCUUGUGGUUUUAGCACAUAGCGUAUCAAUAUUUCUUGAGAUUUUAGAUUGCAGGCUAUGUUACUUCAGAAAUUCUUGGGAAUUAGCACUCUUGAAAACUUCCAGCUUUUGUUACCCUCUAGCUAUUACUCUGACGAUGAAGUUUGAGGUUGAAAAAUCGACGCAAUCAAGCUCUUUAGAAGCGAUGAUGCAUAACUCAAAUGAUAUCCAGCCACUACUUGUUCUUGGUGAGCAGACAAAAGCAUAACGGGAAUGAAAUCUUACCUCUCAUGUGGGUGGGAUCUAUUCCUAAGUCCACACCACGCACCACCACAAUGUAACACAUGAUUUCUCCACUUUGCUGCAUCAUUACAUUUCAGUAUACCCCGGAGAAGGCCUUUUCCAUAAAAAAACAGAGCCACUACCUGCUUCUUCAGAAUCUCUUUGGCUCAUUGGUGAAUAGUAAUUUUUGGUUUCCAGCCUAAAAGGUUAGGCUUGGACGUGGAAUAUAUAUGAAAUUGUUGAAGAAGUGAUCUUCCAUUAUGAGUAACUCGGAGAAGAAGAUAAGCCAGCCAUUUGAAACCCUGAAGAAGUGUGGACUACUCAUAAAAGUUAGCAUCUCUUGAGGGUGAAUCUCUUGGUACAGAAGAAAGUUUCAGAAGUUUGUGAUUUUCAUUUCUUCUUAUGAACAAUGAAUCCAGGAAACUGCUUGAGAGACAGUGCAGUCACCUGUGUUGCAUAUAUAGACUAAAGUUAUGUUGGUUCACAUUUCGUUUUGACAGUAACCAAAUUACAGACUCUAUUGUACGCAUACAUUGGUUUAUGAUUCGAUAACAAAACUCAG